Molecule: messenger RNA, 636 nt
Organism: Kwoniella shivajii
Lineage: Eukaryota; Fungi; Basidiomycota; Tremellomycetes; Tremellales; Cryptococcaceae
Exons: 6
Coding region: 1-636 (211 amino acids)
Biological process (GO): copper ion transmembrane transport
Cellular component (GO): plasma membrane
Molecular function (GO): copper ion transmembrane transporter activity
Source: RefSeq, a predicted model, not a curated record
AUGGACCACGGUGAUCAUUCUGGACAUGGGGACGCAGGACAUUCGAUGCCUGGAAUGGGACAUGAUGUGACUCCAUCUUGUUCGAUGAACAUGCUAUGGAAUAAUCAAAUUGAAGAUACAUGUGUAGUGUUUCGUUCAUGGCAUAUUUCAGGUCCUAUGACAAUGUUCAUUUCAUGUAUAUUAGUAGUGGUAAUUUCAUUUGGAUAUUCAACUUUAUUACAUUCGAUAAAAUCAUUAGAUCGUAAAAUCGCUUUAUCACUAUAUCAAACGUCAGUACCUAAUAGAAGGGUAGAUUCGCACUCAAAUUUAAAUUCAAGUUCAAAUGUGAAUUCGCGAAGAGAAAGUUCGAUCGUACCGCCCGUUGGGAAUGGUUAUAGCGUUGUCGAAAGUGGAGCUUUGACUAAAGUUGGAAUGACGAAACUAUCACUUCAAACGCGUAUGAUAAGAGCAUCACUUUAUGCUUUAUCAGUUGGUAUUUCAUUUUGGUUGAUGCUGGUAGCUAUGACGUACAAUACAUAUCUGUUCUUGUCAAUCAUCAUAGGAGCUUUCUUGGGUCAUAUAAGCUACGAAUCUGAAAUAGAUGUAGGUGCUGUACUAGGCGGAGGUGGUAAUGGAAAAGGCCUGGCUUGUCAUUAA